Messenger RNA from Eriocheir sinensis (Chinese mitten crab), 3298 nucleotides. Its product is annotated as apoptosis-inducing factor 3-like. The transcript is spliced from 11 exons. Gene Ontology annotation, cellular component: cytoplasm. Gene Ontology annotation, molecular function: 2 iron, 2 sulfur cluster binding; flavin adenine dinucleotide binding; oxidoreductase activity, acting on NAD(P)H. Bases 95 to 1930 code for a protein of 611 amino acids. The record is from RefSeq and is a predicted model, not a curated record. Lineage: Eukaryota; Metazoa; Arthropoda; Malacostraca; Decapoda; Varunidae.
GAGGGGGAGUUCGAUAAAGCAGACGACGUGUAGCAGACAAGACGUGGCGGCCUGAGACUCGCCCAACUUUCUCCUCCCGUGGGCGACCUCCGGCAUGUCACUCCUCGCCAGGGUGUGCAGGAGGUCAGCGGGCGGCACUCUGACUCUGCUGAGGGCCGCGGCAACAGGGAGGCACAGCUGCAGCAAGUCAGAGCACCAGCCACGGCCUUUGCACUGUGUAGGAGCCGCCAGCAGGAUGGGUGUGGCGGGGUCCUGUAGGAGAGGCAGCGCUGAGCAGGACUCCAAUGGCGGGACUCCUUCUGCAGGCAGAAAGAUGAGUACUCAGGGCAGCAGUGGUGAGCAGGAAGUGGUGGAGGGAGUCAUUUGCCAAGAAGAUGAACUUCCAAAGGAAGGGAUGAAGGCGUUUGAACUCGAUGGACAGAAGGUGUUAGUAGUGCACCACCAAGGGCAGCUUUCAGCCAUUGGCAGUAAAUGUUCUCACUAUGGUGCUCCACUUGAGAAGGGAUCGUUGUGUGAGGGCCGUGUGCGUUGCCCCUUCCACGGUGCUUGCUUCAGUGUAACUACAGGUGACAUCGAGGAUUUCCCUGGCCUGGACAGCAUCCCAACGUAUGACAUAGAGGUAGCUGAAGGCCAGGUGAAGGUGAGGGCCAAGAAGUCUUUACUCACUAGUGGCAAGCGCAUCAAGACCAUGGCCAAGAGGGACCCAGAGAACCCUGCAUCCUAUGUCAUCAUUGGAGGAGGCGGUGCUGGGGCCAGCUGUGCCGAGACCCUGCGGCAGGAAGGCUUUACUGGGCGCGUCAUCCUCAUCAACCAGGAGUCUAAUUUGCCCUAUGACAGGCCCAAGCUCUCCAAGCUCAUGGACUCUACCCCCGACAAGCUCAAGCUGCGAUCAGAAGACUUCUAUGAGGAUGGCGACAUAGAGGUGCUCCUUGGGGUGUCUGCCGAUGGAGUCAGCACGGAGGAGAAGGUGGUUCACUUGAGCACUGGGGACAAGGUUUCCUACGACAAACUCUUCAUUGCCACCGGUGGAAAGCCCCGGAGGCUAGACAUCCCCGGCGGGCAGCUCCCAGAGGUUUUUGUCGUGCGGUCACCCGAGGAUGCCAACGCUGUGGCUGCAGCGGCGGCACAGAAGCGCGUGGUGGUUGUGGGCACAUCAUUCAUUGGAAUGGAAGCGGCUGCCUAUAUGGCCUCCAACGACCGUGCAGCAUCUGUCACCGUCAUUGGCAGCUCCUCCGUCCCCUUUGAGAACAGCCUUGGCCAAGUUGUAGGGAAACGCAUUCAAGAGAUGUUUGAAGAAAAGGGUGUCAAGUUUGUCAACCAAGCUGGUGUUGUGGAAUUUACUGAGACUGAUGGGAAGCUGAGUGGAGUUAGCCUGAACUCUGGUGAGACAGUUGAGGCUGAUAUGGUUGUGCUGGGUGUUGGCGUCGUGCCCAACACAGAGUUUCUAGCAAGCUCCUCCAUCCCAAGAAACGAGCGGGGGUACAUUCCUGUUACUGAGACACUGGAGACGAGUGUUCCCGGAGUGUUCUGUGGAGGAGACAUCGCUGCCUACCCACUGUUCCUUGAGGACGGCGAGCAGGUAGCCAUUGGUCACUGGCAGGUAGCUCUUGGACAUGGCCACACUGCUGCCCUCAACAUGACGGGCCAGAGUGUGCCAUUCAAGUCUGUUCCUUUCUUCUGGACCAUGUUCCUCGGAAAGAGUAUUCGCUACACUGGUUAUGGAAAAUAUGAUGAUGUCAUUAUUGGCGGAGAUCUGGAUAGCUUGUCCUUCAUUGCCUAUUACUGCCGUGGGGACAAAGUGGUGGCCGUGGCCAGCUUGGGGAGGGACCCGGCAGCAGCCAAUUAUGCUGACAUGCUGCAGCAGGGCAAGUCCCUCACCAAGCAGGAGGUGCUUGAUGACGGGGAAAUUGCACUCAAACUGAAGUGUUAAUGUAAGUUCCAGGUGUCAAAAUGUACACUGUGCAGCUUUAAUUUGUGCUCAUUUACAUACUCUCAUCUUGUUAUUUGUUAAUGUUCAAGUUUACGAAUCUUGUGUCUGUUAUGUUUGUAUUACUGGGUGCAUACGGGCCGUGCUGUGGCGGGUGCUCAGGUAACAUCCUCUAGCAACCUAAUUACGUCCAUGCAACAAGAGGGAUGAUGGGACCACUUUGUUUCCCUCCGACCCAAGUAGUGCAGUGUAGUGCUGAUGGUCUGGCUUAGGAUCACGUCAUUCUUUUCAUUAGAUUUGUUAAGAUGACUAAGGGAAAAGUAUGUAGUCACCCUUUUGAUUAUGAAGCAGCUUUUUUAUAUUCAGAAUAGAAAGAGUUUGCUAAGUUUAACUAAGCACAAGCAACAAGUUAACCUGUAGUAUGAUGAGGUUUAUUCAUAGUCAUCAGAGUUUCUCAAAAUAAAUAUAAAAUGUCUUAAAUGUUGUAACUGGAUGAGAAUGGCCUGUUCAAACAGAGGUUUCCAUUACUGGAGCAUAGUACUUGGGAUAACCAAAGAAGAAUUAGCGUAAAAAUGUUACAAUGGGUUUUGUUUGCUUUUCAAUAUAAGUACACUAUUCAGUGGUGUAAUGAUGUGCAAUUUAAGGUUAACAAAGUCAGUGUAACAAUAAGUAAUUGUGUGUGCAUCAGUGUCUUGUGCUGAGGGUGUUGUGGGUGCCUUGUUGAGGCCUUGGUGGUGUCUGUGUGCACGGUGCCGUGUGUGCCAAGAGGUGUCUGCUGAGCUCAUUGAUUAUGAGUUUGGUAAUAACUAAAAAUAUUUAUUUUAUGGGACCAACAAAUUGCUGUAUAAUUAUAUUUUACAAACUGAAUAUUUAAUUUUGUACACUUCCUGAGGCUAUGGAACAAGCAGGCAGCAAAGCUACUGUGGUAUAAUAGUUCAGCCUUAGAAUGAUUAUAAAGCUUCGGUUGGUUUUGAAAUAUUUUAUUAAAAUAGUUUUCUGUAGUUUUUUGUGCUUAGAUUUUGAUCACACAAACUUGCCUUUCAGCACUUAAGCUUUAACUGUUACUGAAGUUGCCCUCUUUAUUCCCAUGAAAAUGAUGAAGGCUCUAUUUAUGAAGAAUUUGGCAAUAUGAAUGAAUUAAAUUGAUCUGUCCAUUUUUCUGAAUUGUCAGUUUUGAUGGAGAAUUAAUUGCCUUCCAGUCUUUUCUGCCUCUUGCAUUUUGUCCCCUUUAUGAAGAUCUCGGUGGUGCAUCAUCCAUUUGGAGGCCGGUGGGAAUACAGAGCAACAAAGUGUGACGUUGUGCCUUAUUCCAAGCUUCACAUUAAUUAGCAGAGUAACACUGUUCCAUACACAAUAAAUGUGCUCAAAGAG